CGACCACAGCGAGAGAAGCAGCACCCUAGCCGCCUGCAGCCCCAACCUGGGAGGAAGAUGCUAAUUAAAGUGAAGACGCUGACUGGAAAGGAGAUUGAGAUUGACAUUGAACCCACAGACAAGGUGGAGCGAAUCAAGGAGCGUGUGGAAGAGAAAGAGGGGAUCCCCCCACAACAGCAGCGGCUCAUCUACAGUGGCAAACAGAUGAAUGAUGAGAAGACAGCCGCUGAUUACAAGAUUCUAGGCGGGUCGGUCCUCCACCUGGUCUUGGCUCUCAGAGGAGGAGGUGCUCUUGGGCAGUGAUGACCCUCCUUGCCCUGUGGCUCCUAAUGAAGCAUCACAUGUCUUCUCACUCUCUGGGACACCAGAACUACUGCCCCCUCCCUUGGA
Molecule: messenger RNA, 390 nt
Organism: Peromyscus maniculatus bairdii (prairie deer mouse)
Lineage: Eukaryota; Metazoa; Chordata; Mammalia; Rodentia; Cricetidae
Source: RefSeq, a predicted model, not a curated record